Molecule: messenger RNA, 1296 nt
Organism: Caenorhabditis bovis
Lineage: Eukaryota; Metazoa; Nematoda; Chromadorea; Rhabditida; Rhabditidae
Source: the annotation of a GenBank genome assembly
AUGAGUUUUCGACUUUUUGUCAAGAAUCUCAAGCAAAUCGUUCAAAUUGUCGACGACAAUGAGACGAGCUUCUUGAAAAAUGAGCAAAUGAGCCAAAUUAAAAUAUUAAAUGAUCCGAAUGCAAAAUUGUGUAUUGUUGUCGAUUCAAGUGGAUUGAUUUCGUUUGUUGGAAGUGAAUCGGAAGCAUCGAAAAUCAUCGGAAACCAUCAAAUCGACAAUAUUCUCGAUUCCAAACAAGGAAUCGCUAUUCCCGGAUUCGUUGAUGGUCACAGUCAUCCGGUUUUUGCUGGCGAUCGUGUUCAUGAAUUCGCAAUGAAACUUGCUGGUGCAACAUAUAUGGAAGUACAACAAAUGGGCGGCGGAAUCAUGUUCACAACGAACAAAACGAGAGAAGCUAGCGAAGAUGAUCUGAAAAACGAUUUCCUCGAUGUUGCUCGAAAAAUGCUCAAAAACGGAACAACCACUUUAGAAGCAAAAAGCGGAUAUGGACUUGAUUUGGAUUCAGAGAUGAAGAUGCUUCGGGUUCUUUCAAAAGCUUCUGAAGAGAUUCCGCUCGAAAUUUCAUCGACAUUCUGUGGUGCUCAUGCUGUUCCAAAAGGAUCCACCGAAUCGGAACAAACUCGUCUGAUUUGCGAUGAGAUUUUGCCGUUGAUUUCAAAGGAAAAAUCGGAAGGAAAAUUGAAAAAUCUGGAGAAUAUCGACGUAUUCUGCGAGAAAGGCGUCUUCGAAGUCGAAUCGAGUCGCAAAAUUUUGUUGGCUGGAAAAUCAGCCGGACUUCAUGUGAAUUUCCACGCAGAAGAAUUGAAAUAUAUUGGCGGCGUCGAAAUGGGAGCGGAUAUCGGAGCAAGAGCAAUGUCGCAUUUGGAGGAGAUUUCCGACGACGGAAUCCGGAAAAUGGCCGAGUCGGGAUCUGUUGCCGUUCUUCUACCAUCAACCGCAUUUAUUUUGAGAUUGACACCACCACCAGCAAGAAAAAUGAUUGAAAACGAUGUAAUUGUGGCUCUGGGAUCCGAUUUUAAUCCCAAUGCUUAUUGCCUCGCUAUGCCUAUGAUAAUGCAUUUCGCUUGUGUGACAAUGAAGCUCUCGAUGCCUGAAGCAUUAGUCGCAGCCACAUUGAAUUCUGCACAUUCAUUGGGCCGUGGCAAAACUCAUGGUGCGAUCGCGAAAGGAAGACACGCUGAUAUUGUGGUUCUGGAGGCGAACUCAUGGGAGCAUAUCAUUUACAGAAUUGCUGCUCAUCAUGAUGUCAUCAAGAAUGUGGUGAAGAACGGAAAUGUUGUGUAUUCGUCAGCAUGA